AUGAGGGUCCGCCGUCCGGUACAUGGGCGUGCAGUGCCAAUUGUCAAUCUUCUGAGAAAUGAAGAUUUACCACCUUAUAAAAAACGAAUAUGUUGCGGAAAGCCAGAAUUAUCGGUUCUUGUAGCAGGAACAAUUGAAGGUUUACGACACGAAGAGCUGGAAUCGUGGUUGCAGGAAGCUACUCCACUACGCUUCGAACAUAUCUGGAAGAAACAAGCGAAUGGAUGGGGACAUGUGCAUUUUAGUACACACUAUGAUGCAUCAAGAUUUUUCAAUGAAAUGAAAGAUAAAACCUUCACAGGACCAUAUGACCAUAUAAUCAGAUUUUCCGGUGCAACGUAUUUCAAGUCCAAGAAAACGGUUGAUUAUAUUAUCGGGUCAAAGACACAUCCUCUAUCUCCUCCGUCUACGGUCUUUCCUUCCGAUACAUCAUCUGCUAGUCUUUCUUUACAAACCGAUAAAGAUAAGUCGAAGCCCGUAAAACAGUCUUCGCUAAACAAGUCCCAAUAUGCGUUGUAUGAUAACAAUGAAGGGCUUGUAUUAGUUAAUAUCUUGUAUCAUUUGAUAUUGCUACAAAUUGAUAUUGCUGAUGAUGAUCAAACUAUCACUAUUACUGCGGAGAAUUUGGUAAUCGAAGAAAACGGCACGGAGAUUGUAAAUAAUCUCUCCACAAGGUUUGAAGUGAAUAUUGAUCUACCGAGAAUGGUGCAUGCAGAUCAUCCAGUUAAUGUCAACAUCGAGCAUGGCAUUAUAACGGUCAGUGGUUAUUCCAAUCUCGAUUUAGUUCAACUAAUAUCUUUUCCAUUUGAUUAUUAG
This is a messenger RNA of Ambispora leptoticha, 816 nucleotides long. Lineage: Eukaryota; Fungi; Glomeromycota; Glomeromycetes; Archaeosporales; Ambisporaceae. The record is from the annotation of a GenBank genome assembly.